AUGUAUUUAUACACAAAUAGCAUUUUUAAAGACUUAAUACUAGGAAUUUGAAAUAACGAAUGGAAGAUAACUAUAUAUAUACUUCUGGAAUUUCAUGAGCCAAGUAGUUGGGGGAUAAUAUUUGUGAGGAUUCGGUACUUGACAACACACAUCCUGUCGAAUCUCUUUAGAGGUGGCAAGUAAUGAAUCCCUUAGCAAAUUAGAUAAAAGGGUGAAUUUUUUACUUAUAACAUGUAUAUAUAAUGAUCAGGUCUUAACCAUAAAAAACUUAGAUUACAAGAGAUCCCAAUAAUACAUGACAUUUAAAACCUAAAAUGGAUCACUCCAUCAUUUUAUAACUUACAAGAAUAUUAGGUUUAAGCAUUUAAACUGUUUUUAUAAAGUCAAAAGCCAACUAUCAAUAGAAGAAAAUUCUAACAUCAUAGUCUCGGGGAAUUUGAUAUGCAAUAUCUUGCAACUGUUGUGUAUUCUUCUGCCAUGCUGGACUCUCAACUUAUGAUUUUGUCUAACAUUACAUUGGAUUGUGUCAAACAGGGAUUUCCAGCAGUUGUUUGAACAGCUAAAAGGCUGAGUUUGCCAACUAGCUCCGAUUUCUAUGGAUAAAGGUCUUGCUAAUGAAGAGACUGUUAAUUUGCGAAACGGAGUCGAAUUGGCCACAUCAGUCUCUGAUAAACAUGUUAAUCUUUUGAGGCCAAGUGUACCAAGUUAUCCAAUUUUUAGAGCUCAAGCGCCAGAUGACACAGAGCAAGAAAAGGGAAAAUAUUAUUUGAUUAGAGAUCCAGAGGACUUGCAAAUUGGACUUUAUGACAAACCCCUUCCAUGUUUUGGCUGCGGAAUUGGAUGGUUCUCAUUCCUUUUAGGAUUUGUAUGUCCACCUCUGUGGUACUUUGCAACAAUUCUCUAUUUCAGAAAUUACUAUCGAAAGGAUCCUAGGGAAAGGGCUGGUCUUGGAGCCUCCGCAAUUACAGCAUUAUUGUGCACCGUAGCAUUGCUAAUCAUAGCAGCUAUUCUUCUGUUGCGGUCCCUUUAAUUCUUGGGCUGAAAUUGAGAAGCAAAACAAGAAGUGGCAUCACAAACAAUUCCACUUGUAUAUAUGAGUUUCCAAAAAUCUGAAAUGAAAAUCACAUCCUUAUUAUUAAUCACAUUUAUGUAUUAAAUAUCAAAGCAUGUACAUCAGAAAUCACACGGUAACAGGGUGCAUUUGAAAGCUAAAUACCAGGAUAGGAAUGUUCGGAGUCAAAUUCUGAAAUGUAUCACACAUUAUUAAUCACAAUUCUCUCUUAUUCCUUUUGGACCACUGUUUUGAUCUGACUUAGUUAGGAAAUACUUUUGCAAAAUAAAAAUUUAUGCUACUUUUUUGUA
Molecule: messenger RNA, 1362 nt
Organism: Arachis ipaensis
Lineage: Eukaryota; Viridiplantae; Streptophyta; Magnoliopsida; Fabales; Fabaceae
Source: RefSeq, a predicted model, not a curated record